This is a messenger RNA of Aspergillus caelatus, 983 nucleotides long. Its product is annotated as chitin deacetylase CDA4. The record is from RefSeq and is a predicted model, not a curated record. Gene Ontology annotation, biological process: carbohydrate metabolic process. The coding region runs from base 37 to 822 and encodes 261 amino acids. Lineage: Eukaryota; Fungi; Ascomycota; Eurotiomycetes; Eurotiales; Aspergillaceae. The transcript has a single exon. Gene Ontology annotation, cellular component: membrane. Gene Ontology annotation, molecular function: hydrolase activity, acting on carbon-nitrogen (but not peptide) bonds.
AAAAAAAAAAAAAAAAAGAAAAGAAAAGAAAAGGAAAUGCUCCUCCCACGCCGCAAACUCAAACGUCUUCUAUUAACAAUGCUCCUCCCCUUCCUCCUAACCCUAACGCUCCUAACGCCCUUCUACCUAAUCUAUAAACCGCCGUCGCUACUAAUCCGCUACUUCCAACACCGCUGGCCCGACACUCUCUGGCACGUACCCCUCCCCAGCAACCGGAAACUCAUCGCCCUAACAAUCGACGACGCGCCGUCUGUCCACACCCCCGAACUCCGCUCCGUGCUGGCCGACAACGCCGCUAGGGCGACUUUCUUCCUUAUCGGAUCGCAGAUUCCCGGUCGGGAGGGUGAAUUGCAUGAGCUUGUGCGGCAGGGACAUGAGUUGGGGAAUCAUGCGAUGCGGGAUGAGCCAAGUCGGAGUCUUAGUGAUGAGGAGCUUCGGGAGCAGGUGCGGGUUGUGCAGGAUCGCAUUCGCGCGGCGUAUUCGGCGGUUGGGGGGCGGGAGCCCCGCGAGAGGUGGUUUCGGCCUGGGAGUGGGUUCUUCAGUGAGCGUAUGCGGGGGGUGUUGAAGCAGUUGGGGUUUAAGAUUGUGUUGGGGAGUGUGUAUCCGCAUGAUGCGCAGGUGAAGUGGUGGUGGGUGAAUGCGAGGCAUAUCUUGAGUAUGGUUCGGCCUGGGAGUAUUGUUAUUUGUCAUGAUCGGCGGGAGUGGACGGUGCCUAUGUUGAAGGUUGUUCUGCCGGAGUUGAAAAGGAGGGGGUAUGAGAUUGUGACGGUCUCUGAAUUGGUUAGGGCUGGGGUCGAGGCUGGGACAUUUUCUGGAACGUGAUGGUUUUAUAUGCUCAGUGUUUUUGUUUUUGGUUCGCUGAAGCGUUUUGUUUGGGUAUGGUAUAUAUUUUCUUUUCUUUUUGUUGUACAUAUCUUUUGUAGAAUACACUUUUGGCAAAUGGAGACAACAAACAAAUAGUUGAAUCGACAGGCUAUUGAACA